AUGUCAGCGGAGGCCGAGCUCCAGCCAGGUGUCAAAACCAGCCAGCGAAAGGAGUCCAGGAGGAUCAAAGGUCAAGACCGCAGUGAGGCGGGGCUUAUUAAGCGUUUCCGUGGAGAUGGCGUGCGCUACAAGGCCAAGCUGAUCGGGAUUGAUGAGGUGACAGCGGCGCGUGGGGACAAGCUGUGCCAGGACUCCAUGAUGAAGCUGAAGGGAAUGGCUUCCUCGGCACGUUCCAAAGGGGAGCACAAGCAGAGAGUCUUCUUGACGGUCUCUUUCGGCGGGAUCAAGAUUUACUGUGAAAGAUCAGGGGUCCUCCUGCAUCACCACUCGGUCCACGAGAUCAGCUACAUCGCCAAGGACACCAGGGACCACCGGGCCUUUGGCUAUGUCUGCGGGAAGGAGGGCCACCACAGGUUUGUGGCCAUCAAGACGGCGCAGUCAGCGGAGCCUCUCAUCAUCGACCUGCGCGACCUCUUCACGCUCAUCUACGACAUUAAACAGCGGGAGGAGAUGGAGAAGAAGGCCCAGAAGGACAAGCAGUGUGAGCAGGCAGUCUACCAGACCAUCCUGGAGGACGAAGUGGACGAUCCAGUUUACCAGUACAUAGUGUUUGAGGCUGGACACGAACCCCUCCGUGGCCCCCAGUCAGAGGAGAGCGUUUAUCAGGUCCCAACCAGUCAGCAGAAGGAAGGGAUCUAUGAUGUCCCAAAACGCCAUUUCAUGACUAAUAUCAACCACUUUGAUCUUUUCGGCGACAUGUCCACUCCUCCCUCGGUGAGUGCUAUGCCCCCAUCACCUGCCAACACACUGGACCCUAGCAGGAGCAGCCGCCAGCAGCAACACAAUCCUGCUGAGAUGUACGCCCCCUUCAGCCCCACCUCUGUGCCGUCAGGUUAUAUGACCAUGGGUCCGGUGCAGGCGGCCCAGUGGGCGCAGCAGCCGUUUCCCGCCCAGGCUCAGACUCUGGCCUUCCCCGUGCAGGGGCCCCUCCAGGUGGCUCAGGUCCUCCCCGGUGGUCAGCCGGUCAUUUGGAGCCAGGCCAACAUUUUCCCUGCCACUCAGCAGCAGUGGGCAGCCAUGGCAGCCUACAUGCCGGCCCAGACCGUGGGCGUGGGGGGGCAUGCCAUACCUGCUGCCAUGCUCCAAGGCCUGGUACCCAUUACCACCAUGUGCCCUCAAGCCUGUGACCUAUCAGCCCCGUCCUCUGCCAUCACCAGCCCCCAGCACACGGCCGACCCCGCCCUGCUGCAGAGGCAGCUGAGCCUGGGGAAGGAAGGCCUCAGCGUGGACUCAGAUGCCGGCGAGGGGCCCUCUACAUCAGGAGCCGGAGCAGCAGGUGUUGGACCUGGCGUCGCUUCGGCAGCGGUGAGCAGGUGUGGGACUCCAGGCCUCAUGAGUGUACCGGACACACUAGCCUGCAGUCAGCUGCUGCCACCUUCAGCUGCUGUGACCCAGGAAGAGGAAGGAAGCUGUAGUGACCUUGAUCUCUCUAGGAUGACCUUGAGCCCAGGUACAUCCACAUCACCGUCCACUGAAUCUCCAUCCACUCCAGCCCCGCAGCAGAGCUCGUCUUCAGACUGCCCCCCUUCCCAGGCCAGUGACCCCCCCACAGAUCACUCCCCUGUAGACCCUGAGGGCAACUCCAGCAAUGCCAAGGAGGAGGAACAAUCGGGCUCUGGUGUCGCAAGGUCGAACUCCCCGGUGCCCAGUGGAGAUCCUGAUCCUCCGCAGGAUCAGACCUCCAUGCUUUCUGGCGUGAUACGGAUGAGUGCGCCUAGUUUGCAGUGCCGUCUACUCCAUGUUGCUUUGAGCUUGGUGCUGCUGAGUACAGUUGCCGUCACAACAGCGAGCCAUGAAACGCCUGGCCCUCGCGAAGCUCGCUCAGUGGGCGAGCAGGUGGUAGUUCAUCCGGUGGACUGUGUUUUAUCAGAGUGGAGCGCAUGGUCACGCUGUGACACCUGUCAGAAAAAAAGAUAUCGCUAUGCUAAGCUGGACCGGCCGUCUCAGUUUGGAGGGCAGCCGUGCAAUUUUGACGGCAGGGAGGAGGAGGCCUGCGCCGUUCCAGCCCGCUACACCUGCGACAAUGUUCCUUUGUGUGAGGGAUUCCUCUGCAGCCAGACAGGUCGCUGCAUUCCCAGGACUCUGCAGUGCAGUGGAGAGGAUGACUGUGGGGACAUGUCAGAUGAAGCCGGCUGUAAGAAGGUUUCCAAGCCCUGCAGGGAGGAGGCUGAAGAGUACUGGGGCAUCGAAAACCUUGCCAAAGGAAUCAACAUCUUGAACAGCAACCUGGAGGGAGUGGUGCUUGAUAACAGAUACUACGCUGGCAGCUGCUUGCCACAGUACAUCCAGGACGUCAGAUUCAGGAAGCCUUACAACUUGCAACAGUACACUCUACAGACAAAAGGCUCGUAUGAUUUCACCCUGCAGUCUUUUGAUUCAUACUCUGACUACAUGGACUACACCAUGAAGGAGCGCACCACCAAAACCACAGUUUCCUUUGGCUUUGGCAUUCCCGGCAUAUUUGAGUUUGGCUACAACUACAAUAAUGCCAAAUACACCAAGUCAGUUCAGAAGAUUCGCCGCGCCUCCGGCACGUCUAACAGCUUCGUGAGGGCCAAAGCAGAACUGGAGUUGGCCCAGUACAUGUUGAAGUCAGAUGACUUGAUGCUGCACCCUGAGUUCCUGCAGCGCCUGCGCUCUUUGCCGCAGUCCUACUCUUAUGGAGAAUACAGACAGAUCUACAGAGACUACGGCACCCACUACAUCACAGAGGCAGCCCUCGGAGGGGACUUUGAACACACCAUCAUCAUAAACAAGGAGUCCCUCGAGAAAUCAGAUUAUUCUUUGGAAGACUACAAGCGCUGUACGCAGUCGGGCCUUAAGGUUGGCGCCAACAUAUACGGUGUUUAUGUGUCGGUGGGCUUUCACGGUGGAUCCUGCGAUGGCCUGCUGAAUGAGAUGGGAGAGGACACAGCAAGCGGCAGCAUGGUGGAGGACUUCGUUGCUGUUGUGCGGGGCGGAAGUAGUGAAUCCAUCACAGCUCUGGUGUCCAAAAAGCUUCCCACCCCGCAGCUGAUGCGGCUGUGGGGCGAGGGCGUGCGUUUUAACCCCGACUUCAUUCGCAAAACAACACGGCCGCUGUAUGAGCUGGUGACCUCCAGAGACUUCUCCCAAGAUGCCACCCUGAAAAGAAACCUGAAGAGAGCCCUGUCAGAGUACCUGGCAGAGGCUAGUUCAUGUCGCUGUGCUCCCUGCCACAACAACGGGGUGGCUGUUCUGAGAGGCACCAGGUGUGACUGCGUGUGUCCUGUUGGCUACACUGGACGGGGCUGUGAGAUCACUCAGAGGCGAAAAGAUAUGGCCAUUGACGGCAGCUGGAGCUGCUGGGGUGCGUGGUCGUCCUGCAGCGGAGGAACGAUGACGAGGAGUCGGCAGUGUAACAACCCAGCGCCCAACAAUGGAGGCCUGGCCUGCAGAGGACAGCAGCAGGAGUCUACUGAGUGCUUUUAA
Molecule: messenger RNA, 3510 nt
Organism: Chelmon rostratus (copperband butterflyfish)
Lineage: Eukaryota; Metazoa; Chordata; Actinopteri; Chaetodontiformes; Chaetodontidae
Product: complement component C8 beta chain-like
Exons: 25
Coding region: 1-3510 (1169 amino acids)
Biological process (GO): immune response
Cellular component (GO): membrane attack complex
Molecular function (GO): protein binding
Source: RefSeq, a predicted model, not a curated record